Messenger RNA from Lytechinus variegatus (green sea urchin), 1095 nucleotides. RefSeq lists its product as uncharacterized. The coding region runs from base 30 to 380 and encodes 116 amino acids. The record is from RefSeq and is a predicted model, not a curated record. NCBI's taxonomy places the organism in Eukaryota, Metazoa, Echinodermata, Echinoidea, Temnopleuroida, Toxopneustidae. The transcript is spliced from 4 exons.
GUUUCCACAAUACCAUAUAUUUGUUUUUGAUGCGACUUUAUCCUACCUUUUCCGUGUAUUGGGAUCGGGACAAAGAUGACGAAAAUAUGGUGUUGAGAGCAAUUUUAAAGUACUUGGCCAAUCACCCUCAAUUAGUAGAUUCGCUUGCAGAAUCUAGAUUUAUGAGAAGACUGGCACAGAUGACUGCAUAUGGAAUUAAUAAAGCUAAUGAAAUUGGUCAUGAAGCAUUAGACAAAGCUGCCGAGUCUGAAACGCUGAAGAAGAUGGCAGAUGAACCCCAUGAGCCUCAAGGUGACCUGUCAUCAUUUGGGAAAACCUUUGCUAAGGAGCUGAAGCAAGAAAUGGACAAGGCGAGGGAAGAUGCAAAAAAGAUUAAAUGACCAUGGUGGACAGACAGCUAGAGGUAUAGGAAAGGACCCAGAAGCUUGAUAUUGUGACGAUAUUGGUCAUUAAGAUUAGAGAGAACUGUAAGGUGUCAGAUGUGACAGAAAUUUCAGGAGUCACAUUUUGUUCAUCAGAGUUCCCACAUAGGAGGUUGACCAAACACUUGUGCUUAUAAUAAUUUUUUUUUAAAUGCCCCAUGAGUGAAGGAAGCAGAAUGGUGUUUAUUCACCUCUGACGAAAUGAAUCGUGCUAUUAGGACCCGACUUCUAUAUCAAAAUGGAAUACUUUUGCAAAAUUGUUAGGAAAUUUUAAGAUGUAGAAGUAUAUAACUCCAGAUUGAAGAGGAGGGGUGGGGGGGGGGGGGGGCUCUGGAUGAAUAGUUUUCUUGCUGACAUUAUGGGGGGUGAGUGUGAUUUAGCCUUAGAAAUGUGGCAUUAUCGUGAUAUUGGGAACCACCGUUCACUUCAUUAUUUCAUACAGCAGUUUUAUACAGCAGUUUUAUUCAGUCACGCAUGGUUCCCCAUUUCCACCUCCAUUCACUUCGUACACAAGUGCACGUACACAAAUCUACGAGUGGUUCCCCAAAACACGAUUUGGCCAGAAAUGUUCUAGAUAGUUAAAUAUUUUAAGUUUCAAGAUGGUCUGUGUGAGUUACCCAAUUCAGUGGGCUGUUUGAAAUAAACAGCUGCUAGGAACCCCCCCCCCCCCCCC